Molecule: messenger RNA, 603 nt
Organism: Sturnus vulgaris (Common starling)
Lineage: Eukaryota; Metazoa; Chordata; Aves; Passeriformes; Sturnidae
Source: RefSeq, a predicted model, not a curated record
AUGGAUGUCUUAGUGAAACACGUGCUGAAAUUUAUCUUCUUCCUUCAGCCCAUCUGUCAGGCAGCUUAUAGCAACGAUUUUAAUAGAGUUCAUCUCCUUUUGGAGCGCAACAGCAACUAUCUGAAUGUCCAGGACAGCUUCAGUGGAGACACUCCCUUAAUUUGUGCAUGUAGAAAAGGAAACAACAAGAUAGUUAACUAUCUUCUUAGAAAACAUGCUGAUGUCAACCUCAGAAAUAAGAAGGACCGCACUUGCCUCCAUUAUGCUGUGAGAAAACGCUUUACCUUCCUUGACUAUGUGCUCAUCAUAAUCCUCAUGCCAGUUAUGCUUAUUGGAUACCUGCUCAUGGUCUCAAAGACAAAGCAGAAUGAACACCUGGUCAAGAUGUUGCUUAGAGCUGGAGUCGAUGUGAAUGCUGCAGACUCUUCUGGCAGCACAGCCCUUCACUAUGCCUGUGAAAUGAAAAACCAAGCAGUCAUUCCUCUAUUGCUUGAAGCUCAUGCAGACACUUCUGUAAAGAAUCAGGAUGGGGAGACUCCCUUAGAUAUAGCAAGAAGAUUACAGUUUCACAACAUUGAAAGCAUGAUAACAAAAGAUUCUUAG